Molecule: messenger RNA, 1443 nt
Organism: Gaeumannomyces tritici R3-111a-1
Lineage: Eukaryota; Fungi; Ascomycota; Sordariomycetes; Magnaporthales; Magnaporthaceae
Exons: 4
Coding region: 1-1326 (441 amino acids)
Biological process (GO): transmembrane transport
Cellular component (GO): fungal-type vacuole membrane
Molecular function (GO): transmembrane transporter activity
Source: RefSeq, a predicted model, not a curated record
AUGCAGCUUUCCCCUCCACCCUCCGACCCAGAGUCCAAGGCGCAGCCCAGAACUGCCACUCACGAGACCCGCGACCUGGCCCGGUCGCCCACUCUCGACAGUCAGGAAACAGCCCCGCCCCCAGACGGCGGUCUCCGGGCAUGGCUCAUGUGCAUCUGCACGCACCUGGUGACGGCCAACGUUUGGGGCCUGACCCUCUCGUUCGGCAUCUUCCAGGCCUACUACGCAGACUCGCUAGGCGUGCCGCCGUCGCAGAUCUCGUGGAUCGGCGCCAUGCCCAUCGUGCUCGGCAACCUGCUCGCCGUCUUCUCGGGCCGCCUGAGCGACGCCGGCCACUUCCGCCUCAUCAUGGCCACCGGGUCGUCGCUGUGCACACUGGCCUUGGUGGCCGCGUCGUUUAGCACGCGGUACUGGCAGUUGAUGCUGACGCAGGGGCUGCUGUUUGGCAUUGGCGGCGGGUUGAUAGCGUGCCCUUCAUUCUCGGUUCUCGCCACGUACUUUUCGUCCAAGAGGGCGCUGGCGCUGGGCAUCGCGUCCUGCGGCAACAUCACCGGGGGUCUCAUGUACCCAGCCGUGGCGCGCCAGCUGCUCCCGGCGCUGGGGUUCGGGUGGACCAUGCGAAUCCUCGCGCUGAUGCAGCUGGUGCUGUUUCUGUUUGCCAACGUGGUUAUGCGCUCGAGGAUCCAAACCCAAAUAUCGGGCUCGUUUGUGGACCUGAGCAUUCUGAGGAAAAUGGACUUUACGCUGUUCAGCUUUGGCGUCAUGACUGCACAAGCCGGUCUCUACGUCGCGCUCUUCUACCUCCCCCAGUUCGGGCGCACGCAACUGCGCCCGCCGCUGUCGUACCCGGACUCGCUCAACCUGCUGCUCGUCUUCUCGGGCGCCAACCUGCUCGGGCGGCUGCUGCCCACGCGCUUCGCCGACCGCGCAGGCCCCGUCAACCUCAUGGUGCCGGCGCAGGUGGCCGGCGGGGUCGUGGCGCUGUGCUGGACGCGCGUGUCCGGCCCGGCCGGCCUGCACGCCUGGACGGCGCUCUUCGGGCUCGCCGUCGGCGGCGUCACCUGCCUGCACGCCAGCGCCUGCAUGUCGCUCGCCCGCGACCUGCGCACCGCCGGCUCCGCCAUGGGGCUGAGCAUGGCCAUCAACUCGCUCAACACCGUCGUGGGCCCGCCCGUCGCCGGCGCCGUCAUAUCCGCCAUGGGUGGGCGGUACGAGGGCGCCCAGGUUUACUCGGGCUGUCUGAUGCUGCUGGGGGCGGCGCUGGUGGUUGGCGCCAAGGCCGUCAGGAGGCACCGGAGCGGGGAGAAGUGGGACGAGAAGGUGUAAGCAUGAGCAUGUGUGAUGAUGACGAUGAUGAUGACUUGAUGUUGUUGGCCCCCUCCAAGAUUGUUUGAACAAGGUCCGUAAUGUAAUUUGCCUAUAUACGUAAUGUAAUUUCUACCG